Molecule: messenger RNA, 2268 nt
Organism: Penicillium canariense
Lineage: Eukaryota; Fungi; Ascomycota; Eurotiomycetes; Eurotiales; Aspergillaceae
Exons: 3
Coding region: 1-2268 (755 amino acids)
Biological process (GO): actin cytoskeleton organization
Molecular function (GO): actin binding
Source: RefSeq, a predicted model, not a curated record
AUGGCCGCGCUGGUUCAAACGAUCCCCCAACAGAGUGGCACGGUACCGGUGCUCCAGACGCGUCCUUCCUCCUCCUCGGGCACCUUUGCCUCCCCUUCCACCCAGUCCCCUGUCUCCCGCUACCAGAACAUGUCGUGGAGCUCCUUCAAUGCCGGCAAUUCGGGGAGCUAUCGAGCAGGCCACCCGGUUGUGGCUCCCUAUGCCUACACUCCUAAUUUGGGUCCCUCUGCUCCCUCUCCGACAAGCCAACAUCGCCAGUCGUGGUCGCCCCAUCUUCGACCGGAGCACCGCACCUUCUCCGCCCCUGUCACCCACCAGGGUUCCUUGAAUCCGUCCUACACGGGCCACUCGCGCGUCGUCCAUCCUGCAGCUGGUUCUGUAUCCAAUUCCUCCUCAUCCACCUCUUCUUUCCGAUCCCAUAUUUCCAAGGACGACAGUGCACUCCCCUCCCGGCAAUUGAGGACGGAGCAACCGCUCCGUCCUUUGUCGACCGCCAACCUCCCCCCUCCCAACGUCAUGAACAUCUCCUCUCCGGCCGGCUCCGCCAAGCCUUCUCCCAAUCGGUACCGUCGUGCGAAUCAACAGCGGACGGAGGGUGCUCGGCCGCAGUCACCCGCUCCGGCAUCCACUCCCCCUGCGGCGGAGGACCAGACGGCCGCCGGUCCCCGAAUCAUUUUGCGGUCGAAUGGCCACAACCGUGUCUCCAGUGUAGAUGACUCCUCUCACCUGGAGAGGCCACAGCCAGAACUUGCCAAGCGGUACCGCCGCCGCAGUCUGGGGAAUAUGGAUCCCUCCACAUACCCUAAUAUGGAGCUUCAAAUGCCACUAUCGUCUUCUUCCCAGUAUGGCUCGUACGACUUUAUCGCGUUCGAUACCAAGGAACGGCCGCGAUCGGCACACUCGCACCGGGAUAGCUCGGUGAGCGUCCACUCCGCACACUCGUCCACUUCUUCGGUACGAGAAGGGGCUGCCCCAGAAUCGAGCCCGGUGACCAGCAAGACCAGCAAGCCCGAAGAGAAGCGAGCGAGCAAAUCCUCGCCUUUGUCUCAGCCUUCAACCUCGCCCGAUUCCCCGACGACCGGACCGACAGAAAGCCAGACCACUACGGCUUCGUCGCCCCCAGUGGACUCACCGGCUGCCAGGCGCCUGGCGGAGCUGAAGAACGAGUCCAAGCGCCCUGGAAAAUCACGCCUGCGACGUGCGUUCUCUUUCGGCAGCGCCUCCGAGUUGCUGAAGGCAUCCUCCGCACAGAACGCUGCUAACAAGCGCGAGGCUGCAGCUGCCGAGCAGGCUCGCCGGGAGGCCCUCCGGGAGGAGCUUGGAGAAGAACAAGCCGCCAUUGCCGAGCAGCAAGAAGCCAGUGGGCUCGGUGAGAGCAUUUAUUCCCACCAAGGCAAUUUAUUCCGUGGCUCGACCGAUGCCCUCUCCGUCUCCUCGACCGCUUCUUCGGCCUCGAUGAUGCUUCGCAAGAUGGGCAAGGGUAUGAAGCGAGGCGGCCGAUCUCUUGUCGGCCUGUUUCGUCCUAAGUCGGUUGCUAGCAUCAACUCGAUUGAGGGAGGGGUGCCAGAGCAGCCCAUGGCUGCCCCCAAGAUCUCAGUGGUCAACGUGGAAGGAGAGCGUGCGGAGGUGGAGAGCGUAACGGUGAACCCCGAUGUACAGGACAUGCCCCGUGGUGGCACGGUAUUUCCCAAGGCGGAGAGUGGCUCGGAACCUCGGCGAUCUGGCUCCCUCCAUGAACGUCCUGUUCAACAGCGAAGCCUCUCCGAUAACACCGGCGACAGCCGCAAGAGCAUCGUGGGGGGUGACCGAGAACGUGCGGAGGUCCUGGCGACUCUCCACCGGGGUAUUCUCAAGAAGACUCACUCCGAUCUUGGAGUCUCGGCCCCAGCGCGCGCACAGAACGGCAGUGACUCGCCGCACUCCAGUGCUCCAACCACUCCCGAUGAGUCGAUCCGAGCUACCCGCUCGGGCGACCAGGUCAAGAUCGCAGGCGAAGACUACUUCAUGUCGGAAGGUGGACGGUAUGCGGGCGGUGACGCCAAGAGCGCCCCCAUCACUCCCCAGCCCGGCGGGCGGAACAUCGUGUUCAGCCCUCGCAUUCAAUUCCACGAGACGUGGCCGAGUGGCGAAUAUGACCGUCGCGGAGAGAUUGCGACUUGCAACCGUUUGACGCCGUUGCUCGCUCAGCAGAUCCGGGAGGAGAUCAACAACUUCAAGAUGGAGAUGGAGGUUCACGAGAACUCCAAGAUUUACACACACUUCAUUUGA